GAAAUAGCCCCAGAGCCCCUGAAGCUUCAGCUUUGACUUGAGCAUGUUACCGUCUCCCUCAUCUCGCCCCUGGAUAAUCAGCUAUACAGAAGACUAUACGAUCUUCCUGAACAAACCCAUUCGGAGUGGAUGACAGGACUGUAGAAUGGAGGAAGGAACAGUCGAACAGGAAAGUUGUAGUUACUAGCUCUUGGUGGACAAUAUCUAAAUGACAAGGGCUGGUGUCACUACAACCAGCUCCGGUCCACAGACCCGUGUAGUGCCCAGCCUCGACGCCAGUCUGCACCCACCCGUUGGCCCAGUGACUUCCUACUGACCCAACCCCAGCCUGCACCCACCUCUCAGGGGCCUCCUGCUGCCCCAAGCCGAGCCUGCACCCACCUCUCAGGGGCCUCCUGCUGCCCCGACCCCAGCCUGCACCCACCUCUCAGGGGCCUCCUGCUGCCCCAAGCCCAGCCUGCACCCACCUCUCAGGGGCCUUCUGCUGCCCCAACCCCAGCCUGCACCCACCUCUCAGGGGCCUCCUGCUGCCCCAACCCCAGAGGGAUGAACUGUGUUGGUGUCGCGGGCGGGAUCUGAAUCCGGCUCUCCCACGGGAGAAACCAACUUCUUAACCGUUAGCCCAAUAGGAAAUUCCCUUUUGACUGUGAGCCUGACUCACGUUCGAUACAUUGGCGCUAUGGAGGAAGAUAUACCACCCCUCUUAGAGCCAGACACCCUGACACCAGCCUGCCCCAGCCUUAGCCGCAGACGGAUGUACAGGCUCUGUUCUACGGAACCCAUACCACCCCUCCCAGACACCCAGCUCAAACCUGCACUCACCUCCCAGGGCCCAGAGCCCCACUGCUGGCCAGGUCCGAGCCCCAGCCCUGGCCCCAGAGGGAUAGAAGGUGCCGACUUCAUGGAGCCCAUAUCCCCAAAGCCAAAUACCCAGACAGAGAACAGCGCCACUGACCCUGACACACUUGUCUUAAUCCACCCCCCACAGGGGCCAGUGGCCCCCCAUCGCCCCUGUCCCAGUCACAAAUGGAUACAUGGUGUUGGUAUUGGUAUCAGUGUUGGCCCUAUGGAACCUAUACCCCCUCACUCAAAUACCCAGGCCAGCGUCACUGACCCUGACACACUUAACCUAAUCCAGGAGACGCGACAGAUUACCCAUAAAAAUGACACAGUGGAGGACAAUGUGACUGACUGUCACUGUGACACACAUGUCUUAAUGCUAGUCACCCAGGAUCCGGUGACAGGACUCUUAAACCACCACCACCACCACCACCAUGUUAGGACAGAGAAAGAGGACAUGGCCCAGUCAGAGGGACUAGCACCGGGCUAUCAUGAUGCUACACCACCACCUGUUGAUGCUUAUUGGGUCUUAUGUGAUAGCAUCACUAGUGUGACACAUGAUGGGACAGAGGGAGCUAGUUUAAAGCGCUCAGAGGAAAACAAUGACAGUCCUAACGAGUUGUGGCUGGACGCGUGCCAGUAUCAGACCCUGGCAGCUGAGGAUGGGGAGGGGGAAGAAGGGGCUAUUUUGGGUGGGGACGAGUGGGGCCUUUAUCCUAUCAGAGGCAGCGGUGUCACAGAAUGUCCGGACAACACAAAGGAGUCGGGUUUCCUACUGGGAACGGAGGCUGCUAUUGGUCAGGGAGGCUGUGAUUCGGACCAGGGGUUGUCUGUGCCACCUUUUGAUAGGUCUGUGUCCACUGACAGCUGGUAUAGCACGUUCUCUGACUGGGCUGUCAUAGUCCCUGGAGGAGGACCGCGACCCGAAGACUUUACAGGAACAGCUGCACUCACACAGAAACAGGGACAGGCACAAGCAUAUCCACAGACACCCAUGGCCAUCCAACACCAGGCAGUGGAGCCCAGAGCCAGCCCAGAGAGCCCCAUCCUCGCUGGGCCAGAAGAGCUACUGGUAGUGGGUGGCCUCCAGGACAGGGAAGGGGAAGGGGAAGACAUCCAGACAGAGGAGUCCCACAGCGGGUAUAUAUCAUCAGCAGGGCAGGGAGAUCAGGAGCCUGUUGGAGAGCUGGUGAUCAUUGAGGAUGACUGCUCUGCCUAUCCCACAGAUAGCCACUCAACCCUGGGUUCAUCGUCUGACACACUGGCCUCUCCCACCACCAAACUCUACGGGCUGGUGAUCAAUACGACUGAGGCGGUGCUGGCUCCUCCGCCCAUAUCCUUUUCCUCAUCCGCCUUGGGUGCUGCGCCUAUGGGGAGAGAUGUGUCGGAAAUGGAAACAGACGUUGAUAUUAGCCACAAGAGAGACAGUUAUUUACUAGAGGACAGUGUUGGCAGAUUUCAGAACCAGCACCUUAGAGAUGCAGUGCAAAAUGUGACCGAAAACAGUCUCUCCCAGCUGGGCGGCUUGUUCAUUGAGGGGGAAGAUGAAGAGAAAAGUUAUGGGUCGCUGAGCGUCUCCGGUUACCCUUCCAGUAGCAAGGCACAUCAGGUGGAGCAUCUGUGUGGCGACAAGAGACAUCAAUUGUCAUUUAAGAAGUUUCAAUGUACCACAGACUCUGACAGGAACACAUACAUGCCGGCACACAGAGACACAACGUCCCGAGGCAUUAAGGCGGACAUACAUGUGUCCCCCAACACAGACAGGAAGGACCUCCAGGAGACGGAGGGGAAGAGGCCACAGUGGGGGAAUCCACCAUUUUUAAUGCCUGUUAUGCCUUUAGCUCCACUGAGUCUCAGUGUGGGCCGAUCUCUCUUUUGCCGGACGAACAGCGCUUUGGAAGGGGAUACUGUCCAAGCCAGUCCUAAGAGAUCACUGCUCAAUGAGCAGCGAGGUCAGAGCUGUGGGUUUAUACAAUCUAAUGUGCCCCGACUGCCCGUUUUGCCCGCCUGUUUCCGAGGGAAGAUUGAUAAGAAGACACCUGUGGUAAACAAAGAGGAAAAACUGUUGUUGACGAAAACAAAGAGGAAUACGGGUUCUAGAGAUACAACAUCAGAGGACAAGGGUGGAAAGUUGACCGUUUGCUCCGGUCAGAAUCUGAACAGGGACAUUCCAGCAUCGUCUUCGUCAAGUGAGGAAUCAACAGCAUCUUGGUCUCUUGACAGAAAGAAAAACAUCACAGUCCCACGUGAGGUCAGCUCCCUCGGUAAAGAACUCUCCAACUAUAUCAUUGUGACCGGUGAUCACUUGAUGAUCUCAGAGAAGGAACGUGUUGCAUACUUCACUCUAGACCAGGAGAACCCUCUAGACUCCAGAACGUCCUUGUUGAAACAAAUACAAUCAGACGGAAAUAAAGAACCCAACCACUGUGUUACAGCAGACGUAAAGAAAGGCUCCAAGAUGCCUCAUAAAACCAGAACACACUCCAAGAAAGACAAGCCAGCUGUGGGUCACCAUCUGGCCCCACCAACCUCCAAAACACAAGAGAACCUACCGCUCGGAUCUAAUAUUAAAUGUGAUCCCCUAACAACACGCGAUGAUGGCGACGAUGGACCUGUGACUGUCAAAGAGACUAUCGUCAUAACAGAGAAUGUUAACACCAAAGGCCACGCCCACGGGAAGAAGAAGAAACACUCUGGGAAACACUCCCAGAAUGCAUCAGUGAAGAGCGAGGGGACAGACUCCCUGGUUGAGGUGGAGAACAGGGCUAAGCAGAAGACUGCUACCAAUGGGAAAAUAGACACAUUUGUCGCCAAAUUUGUCGCCAAGGCUGGGAAAACCAAAGAUAAGACUACAGCAGCUCUGCCUUGUAAGAAGGACAGUGUUCAUUCAGACAGUGCUCAGAAACAACCUGGUGUGAAAUCUCUGGUUGACGCUUCUGUCAUCAGCCAAGGUGCAACAGCGAGUGACCCUUCCUCCAUGGUACCCCAGUCUACCAUCCCCAUUGGCCAGCAGCCCAAUGAUGAUGUCAUCAAGCGUCGCCGUCUGUCUGAGGACAAGUUUGGUAAGCACGAACCCAAGGCUGCUGUUGAGACGACUCGUAGGAAGGCCUACAGUGAUGUACUGAAACAGAGAACACAUCAUGCACCAAAAGAAGUGCCCAGAGUGGUGCAACGGAUCCAGGCCGUGCCUGUCAGUGGCGAUCCUCAGAGUCUCAGUCUAGGGUGUCAGUUCACGGCUGUCUUUACUGACUACACUGUCACCUGGACCAGAGAUGGGACAGUGUUGGCUGAGAUCAAGAGAAGUGCUGGAGAUGAGAGCAGAGUGUGUCUCACCAUCACCAAGGCCUCCAAUAAAGAUCUAGGGAAGUACCGCUGUAGUCUCCUCUGUUCCCAUGGCUCUGUCAUCCUGGACUACCUCCUCACCUACGAGGUGCUGAGUGACAUUGUCAUCCUGGCUAAUCCCCAGAAAAACAUCACAGCUGCUCCCACUGAGCUAGUAGGUGAAGAGGAGGAUGUGAAAUGUUCCUGUCUGUUGUUCAAAGAGGACUUCCUGUCAGAGCAGUACUUUGAUAAGAACCAGCCAGCCAGUCUGGUGACAGAGAAGGAACACUUUGGAGAGGGUAUGCACCGAAGGGCCUUCCGGACCAGGCUCAAGGCCGGUAUGGUGCCUGUCUUCACCCAGGGCCACCACUGUGUGCUCAAGGUACACAAUGCUAUCAGCUACGGGACGCAGAACAACGAGGAGUUGGUUCAGAAGAACUAUAAUCUGGCCGUGGAGGAGUGCCACGUUCAGAACACAGCCAGAGAGUACAUCAAGGUCUGGACAGCCGUGGCCCAGACACAGGAUGCCUUCGGAGAGGUUCCAGAGAUUAUACCAAUAUACCUGGUCCACCGUCCGUCUAACGACAUCCCGUAUGCCACCCUGGAAGAGGAGCUGAUGGGGGAGUUUGUCAAGUACUCUGUUCGGGACGGGAAGGAGAUCAACCUAAAGAGGAAUGACUCAGAGGCAGGACAGAAGUGUUGUACUUUCCAGCACUGGGUCUACCACAAGACUGAGGGUAACCUGCUCGUCACUGACAUGCAAGGAGUUGGCAUGAGAUUGACAGAUGUUGGAAUAGCCACGUGUAAGAAAGGAUACAAGGGGUUCAAGGGAAACUGUGCCACGUCAUUCAUUGAUCAGUUCAAAGCCUUGCAUCUGUGCAACAAGUACUGUGAGAUCCUUGGACUCAAGUCUUUACAGCCAAAACCCAAAAAGACUGUGGUCCCUAAACCCAAGCCAACUCAACCUGUCACAAAGACUAAAAAGGCUAUCGGACCCACCCUGAAGAGCAAAUCCUGAUAGGAGGGGGGCCUUUACAUUUGAAUAUUGUCUCAUUCAGAUAAUAGUCUAUUUUACAAGGGAGGCCUGAUAGUAGACCUAACAGAUUUGAUACUGGGGAAUAUCGCCCAAUGAAUAAACCUGAUCUACAAUACACUAGAACGUUACCCCGGAUACAGGGUUGUCUAUCUGGUGUAUAAAGAGACUGUUGGGUCUAUGGAAGUACGGCUGUAUGAAUAAAUGUACUGAAGAUGUCCUGAAGUGUUAUAGACGUCUGCCAGUACGCUUCAGUCCAUCUACCUAGAGAGGAUCUGCUGCUGUCAACCAUGAAUGGGCUUGUCUCAUUCAGUUGAAUAAGGUUCUCCCAUGUGUUCCUCAUGCUGUGAUGAAGCUGUGAAGAUUAGAACGAAGAGGCAGCAUAAUCAGAGAUAAUAGGUUUCUCCCAUGUGUUCCUCAUGCUGUGAUGAAGCUGUGAAGAUUAGAACGAAGAGGCAGCAUAAUCAGAGGUAAUAGGUUUCUCCCAUGUGUUCCUCAUGCUGUGAUGAAGCUGUGAAGAUUAGAACGAAGAGGCAGCAUAAUCAGAGGUAAUAGGUUUCUACCAUGUGUUCCUCAUGCUGUGAUGAAGCUGUGAAGAUCAGAACGAAGAGGCAGCAUAAUCAGAGAUAAUAGGUUUCUAGCAUCUUCGGUAGUGUUUCUCUCUUUGACGAGGUAGCAUAGCUAUGGGCUAUGUCGUUUCUUCUGUGUUUUGUUGGUUUUCUUUUAGUGUGUUUUAUUUUUUGGUACUUUUUGAGGACACAUUUAAACAUUUGUUUUAAGAAAAUGUGUCAAACAUAAUUAUUGUGUAAAAACAUAGAUACUGCAAGAAAAUUAUAUAAAUCGUAGGACUAAGAUUUUAUGCAUUUUCUAUGAUGUACAUGAUGAGUGGAAAUAUAUAUUUAUAUAUUUGUGUUACAUG
Molecule: messenger RNA, 6113 nt
Organism: Oncorhynchus gorbuscha (pink salmon)
Lineage: Eukaryota; Metazoa; Chordata; Actinopteri; Salmoniformes; Salmonidae
Gene: alpk2
Product: alpha-kinase 2
Exons: 11
Coding region: 680-5179 (1499 amino acids)
Biological process (GO): protein phosphorylation
Molecular function (GO): protein serine/threonine kinase activity; ATP binding
Source: RefSeq, a predicted model, not a curated record